Molecule: messenger RNA, 948 nt
Organism: Cercospora beticola
Lineage: Eukaryota; Fungi; Ascomycota; Dothideomycetes; Mycosphaerellales; Mycosphaerellaceae
Product: class I SAM-dependent methyltransferase
Molecular function (GO): S-adenosylmethionine-dependent methyltransferase activity
Source: RefSeq, a predicted model, not a curated record
AUGGCUGCAGCCAACAAGCCUUCGGAAUUGAAUGCUCGCGCACAAAAUGGCUUUGCCAAGUCCAGUCUGUACGACCAACAUCGUCCGGCAUACUCUGCGACGGUCGUGCAGUAUCUGCUCGAGCAACUACGCGUCGCUGAUAAAAAGCACGCCACGAUCGUGGAUCUUGCUGCGGGAACCGGAAAGUUCACGGAAGCGUUGGCCGCCCGGCAUGAGGACUUUCGCAUCAUCGCUGUCGAACCACACGAGCAGAUGAGACAGGUGCUUGAGUCGAAGAAGUUGAAGGGCGUGAUUGUAGUCGAUGGCAUGAGUGACAACAUGCCCACCCUGCAGGACGGCAGCGUGGACGCCGUGACUGUUGCUCAGAGCUUUCAUUGGUUUGCCAAUAUGGAUUCUCUUAGAGAGAUACACCGUGUGUUACAACCACAUGGCGCUCUUGGACUCAUAUGGAACGCAGAAGUAUACAACUCUCCAAAGGACCAACAAGCCCUAUCGGCUUGGGAAGGCAAGUUGCGUGAUCUGAAUUGGGCAGUAGCCGAAGAGACUGGGGAUCAGGAACCUCGCUUCCGCCAUAUGGAGUGGAAGAAGAUUUUUGACGAUCAAGUCAAGAAGACGCCGCUUUCCUUACUGGUUGCAAGUGAUGACCAAUUGUUCAGUCUGCCGAUCGCUGAGCACACUGAACCAUUCGAAGUGACCUUGACAGCGGAAAGGGCAUGGGAACGAUUUGCAACACUUGGGCACAUUGCAGUACUUGAGGGUGAUCUUCUAGAGAAGACCAAAAAGACUUUCAUGGAUAUUAUCAACGCCCCUGACGUCGAAAAAGACACCGAGGGCAACGCGACCCUUCAUGGCGCCGCCCACGCCUUCUGGACUACCAAAAUCCCAGCCGAAGGUCGUGAAAGCCUGACUGGAGUAUCGCGGCCCGAGCAUGACCGCACUGCAGAAUGA